AUGAGAGUCACACAUGGCGGACCGGAGAUAUCUACGCUGUCAAGUCCAUCUGCGACCAGAUCGCCUACCUUCGUCGAUGCGAACUCACAGGCAAAACAAAUCAAUACUGUUAUGGCUCCAAGCUCGAUGAAUAAGAGCGUCCUCUUUGCUACAAAAACGCCAUUCUUCGUUUCAGACGCGGAGAAGAACGGUGGCAAGCGGCCUGAACAAAUAUCGUCCUACAACGACCGUAAGAAAGCAGAGCCAACCGAGCCCGCCCGAGACACCAGGAUAUGCAAAAGUGAAGCAAACAUGGUCACACACCCGCACAUCGAUUGCUCCAUCGUACGACAAGCCGGAGCCGAAGAGGCAGAGCGGGCCCGCCGAACGCAGGAAAUGCGAAAGCAGUUUUGCCUCGAGACGAUAUCCACCCCGGCUCCCUUUGACCCCAAUACAAGUGAGAAGCAGACGGCUGAGGAGCGCAAGGAUCUUGCUGCGGAGAAGAGAUCACAUUGCAACGUACAAAGACACAGGAGGGUUUCUUGCUCUCCCACCACCCUCAAGACGACUCCCACUGUCAAGGCUUCGCAAGGGCACGCCUUCGCCCCACAGGCAUGA
Didymosphaeria variabile is the source of this 597-nucleotide messenger RNA. RefSeq lists its product as uncharacterized. Lineage: Eukaryota; Fungi; Ascomycota; Dothideomycetes; Pleosporales; Didymosphaeriaceae. The transcript has a single exon. The record is from RefSeq and is a predicted model, not a curated record. Bases 1 to 597 code for a protein of 198 amino acids.